Rhineura floridana is the source of this 5819-nucleotide messenger RNA. It is a transcript of the gene DNAAF8, whose product is annotated as dynein axonemal assembly factor 8. Gene Ontology annotation, molecular function: dynein complex binding. The transcript is spliced from 32 exons. The record is from RefSeq and is a predicted model, not a curated record. NCBI's taxonomy places the organism in Eukaryota, Metazoa, Chordata, Lepidosauria, Squamata, Rhineuridae. The coding region runs from base 387 to 5429 and encodes 1680 amino acids. Gene Ontology annotation, cellular component: dynein axonemal particle.
GGAACGCGGCUAGCGGGCGGUGAAGCGAGAUCGGCGUCCGGUUACUAUGGAAACGAGAAAGGCGGUACCCGCCGCUUAGGGGCGUGGCCAAGCGAUGCUCCGUUGUCAUGGUCACCAGCCUUCCGCCUCCCUUUCCACCAAUCCCAUGCAUGGAGAACGUAGCUUAGAAUUAUUGCUGCAAAUUUCAAAGCUCGCUCCACAAACUUUUAUUUUUAAACGUGAAAUUCAAAAUUAUAUAAAUAUUAACGAAAGGAAGAGAGAGAGGGCUCAGUAAAUUUUGCACCUCAACCCUAUGUGAGCAGAAAGCCCCACUGAUUUCAGUGGGUGGUUUCUCCCAGUGUCAUGCUCUGAAGUAUGGCUUAAUCGUUCAUACAGGAUCUAUUUAAAUGGCAUCACAGGAUCAAAGCGAGGAAAGAGAGGGCCUCUCUAACCUUCCAACAGCUCCUUUCCAAUGGGGAGCUGUCCUGUCCGCGCUAAAAGAUCAGAUUCCCUCAAUGGACUCUGACUUAUCAGUGUCUGAUUGUGAUGAAGACGAUGGGGAGCUUUUCAUCUUCCAGCGGGACCAACCCAACCUGAUUCCUGACUUGUCGGAGGAACUCGAAGAUCUUCCUCUGGAAGAAGCACACUUGCAGAAAACGUUCACCUUCAUGAGACAGCCAAGAGAGAUCCUAAACCAAGACCGAGAAAGUUCGCCUUCUCAGAAAGGCAAGACUGCCCUUCAUUCUGUGUCUAGGGGGCAUGCAGUACCAGACAGAGACAGGUUUGGCCUCCUGACUGAAGAAAAGUUGAGCCAACAGUCCAUUGCUCCUUCAGAGUCCCCUACAAAUGAGCAUAAAGAGGGAAUCUCAGGAGUCCCCAGAGACAAAGAACGGGAUCUUAGAGAAAACAAGGAAAUUCUGAGUUCAUCACCUGGUAUGUUAUCACCUGUGGAAAUGUCACCUUUUUUGAUGCUGAACACCAGCGAAAAAGAACGAAGGAAACUAAUAGAAACCAAAAUCCUCUCCAAGGCAACCUUGGGACCCCCUUCUGGAGAUGAAGCUCAUCCACAACAAAGAAACAAUAACAAUUUAGACAGGGUGGCAAGGGAGCCGCAAGCCACUUCCGUUGAACACCCUCGAGAGUUGACACUGUUUGCCUUCAAGGACAUUGAGAAGUGGAAUCUAGACAAGGUUCUACAGGACCUGGAGAAGCAAAGCGGCGAUGCCAAUUGGGCAGCGGAGGAGGCUGUUUUUCCUUCAGUGGACCAUGAAGCCGUCCGGGCUCAGUCACAAACGAAGCUCAUGGGAAAGCUGGAAGAGCUCUGCCUCAAGCAGUCCAGGGCAUUUUUCUCUCACCGCAGGAGACGGCUUGCCAGGUUUCCCCACUUCAAUGAGUGCCAGGGAGAUGGGAGGGACGUUCCCAUCCUGGCGUCAUGGACAAAUGGCCGAAGUUUCACUCCUGCGGAAUUGCACCCUUUUCCAGAACCGCCAACUGUAUAUAUUGAUCUAAGGAACGUGACGUGUCAGAAGUCUGACUUGUUGGCUUAUGAAAAAGAACAAAGCUUGAGUGACAGCUCCACAGACGAUGAGGAAGAAACAGAAGCGGCAGGCCAAGACAAAGCGGAAGAGGGCAUGAAAGAGUUUCCCCAACCGUCAUGCAAGGAUUGCACAGGGAAAAGCUUUCUGUUGCAGCAGCUCCGUGAUUUUCGCAGAAGAAUGUCUCAGCCUUUGCCCGCCAUGCAAGACAAAGGAAAGUGCCAGGCUCUCAACUCGGAAGAAACUGAUCUGCUGAGUGACAAGAGAAGACAGAGCCUCAGAUUGAGGGGGCUGACCUCAAUGGGGCCAGCCAAUUCAGAAGAAUCCAAAGCCAGGAGCUUCCUCGCUCAAAAGAACUCAAAAGAACUCAAGGAAGAAACCCGGAAAGGACCAAGUUCAGCAUCGCCUCCAGACUGUUUGGCAGGCAAAGAUGCUGAAUACCCAAGGGCAGAAGAAAGCCCCAAAGCAAAGCAGGUAGAAGAGAAACUCCGGAAACAGAGGCUCGAGGAGCAGCUGGAGAAGUUAAAGCCUCGGCACUCCACGACUGGGAGGCAGCCCAUGGCAGAACAAACCCCCGUCUUAUUCCAUACGGAGGCUUCGUUCCUUGCCCCUGUCAACACGUUACCCGCCCCAAACGGUGCUGAUGAAAGAGAGAUGCUGCUUAUGACCUUUCGGCUGUCAAGCUGCGGACAAGUUGCCCUUUGCCGCCAGCAGAACAGCUUAUUUCCUGGAACCUCCGUGGCAGCCGCCAGCAUCUACCCGGCCGUUGUGACUUGGCUCCUCUCUCUGGUGCCCUGUCUGGGAAUAAGAGAAGAGAGCAACACUCCGUUCCAGGUCCUGGGGCUACAGCAAGCCUGGCAUAAGGAUGGCCUGGCGCUUUGUGCUUGUUUAACCCCAGCCAACGAAUCAGUAGCCCAGAGCAGCUCCAGGCUUUGGAAACAUAAACCCAAGAAUGUCCUUCAGGGAACGUCCCUCUUCUAUCAACAGAUCUCCACAUUUCUCUCUGAAACUUACCUCUCGGAUGUUGUCUGGUGGAAGAUGCAACUGGACCGUCAUCUGCGGAAUCAGUCGUACCCCUUCCUUCCUGAGAUUCCCGCUGUCCGCCUUAGCCACAUUGCAACCAUUAACUCAGAUUCCACGGCACUGGAGAAAGCUUUUGCAGUGCCAGCUGGGUUUUAUUGGCAGACGGUAGAGACAGAUGAAAAAUAUUUCCCCAGCAGCAGUGACAUCGGGGAGAGCAGUGAGAUGGAUACUGAGGUUGCCAUGAUGCUGCUGUUUGAAACCCUGCUCAGAAGCCCUGGGGCGGUGCAUCAUACGUUCCAGCUGAUUCUAGCCUCUGGCUUGGAUGUCUGCGGAUUCCGCCUGCUCUACCCCCAAUAUGACAUGUUGCUCUCUAGCACAGUAACGCCACCUCCCUGCUAUGCCCAAGAGAAAGCGCUCCCUGUGCUAGCGCUGAGCUUCAGAGGGCCCAAAGUGCGGAGCGCCCUGCAAGACAUCAUGGGACCCUCUGACCCACAGCUGGCCAGAGUGACCGACAGCUGCUCGGUCAAUGCCAUCUACUGCUCGACCCGAUCUGAUCCCCUUGCCUACCUACCUCACCUUGGCAGCCGAGUGCACAGGGAGCUGUGCUUCUGGUUCGGAGGGAGAGCGUGCCGCAAAGAGAUCCUUCAUAGCGGAAUCCCAAAUCCUGUCCGCAAAUGUAACGAACCAAGGCCCUCACUCCACAACGCAGAUGCUGACCAAGAACCGAGCAACUUGCAGGACGCUGCAUCCUUGAGGCCUCCGGCGACUCUCGUCUCCACCACCAAAGGAGACAUUAUUUUGGUGGCGUCACCUCCUGUGCCUCCUCACAGCUAUGGCAUUGUGAUUUCUACCUGCACUCGGAGGGGGUUUGCACUACAGGGGACCAAGCAGCUACAGUUGUCCCCCAAGCAAGCUCGCAAGCUUGGUGUGCCAGCAAGCCAGGUAACUGUAUUUUGCCCUAGCAAGACUGCACAUAUGCCAGAUAGGAGUUUCUCGGAGGGUCACCUUCCCAUCCAAGCACGCGUGCAUUGUCUAGCUUUGUUGCUGAGAAAGGAAAACGCCAGCCAUCAUGUUCCUGCUCUGUUGAAAGGGCUAAUGAAAGGACUGGAAGAGAAAAGUUUCUUGGAGGAAGUUCAGAGCAGUUUGCACUCUGAGGCUGAACCAGAACCCAGUCUGUGUUUUCACGUGGUUCCUUAUUCCGACCGCUUGCUGCAGGACCUGGGUGGCAAUUUUAGUGCUGUGCCAGAUCCCUCUAACAUUCCCAUAGAUGUUUUACGCAGCAGGAGAUACGCUUCUGAUCCCGAUAUGGAACAAGUUGUCCUGUUGACCUUCACUGGAAAGGAAGCCAUGAAGACCGCUGGUGCUGUCCUUCACCAAAUCCUUGCGCUUGGCUCUAGGAAGCAGCAGGCUCCAGUCUCGGAAGACUUUGACCCGCGAUUUGAGCUUCUCGCUCUCAAGUGGUUGCCCCUCCUCACUCGGACACAGGCUAAGGAAAUAACACCCUUUGAGGUGGGAGAUAAGUCCUGGCAAAUGAGUCUUGAUGCCCUCAUGUCCAGCCCUGCACUCAUAUACGUGUUGCGAAGGAUUGGUGCCUUUGUGGGACUUGCUGAGAUCCUGAAAACGCAGCCCAACAGCAAAGUGAUCUCUAAUGCUGGUGAUCUUCAGAGAGUGAUGUCGCCGACCCCAGAGAUGGCCUUCAGGCAGGCAGUGCUCCUCUUCACUGAGAAAGAGUUUGUAGGCGAUCCCAAACGCCGUUCUGCCCUGAAGUACUUGCCACCUCCUGGAAGGCUUCCGCAGCUCAAAGCAGGAGGGACUCCUACAAGCCACGUGGAAUCCCUCUUCCACUCCAUGCAAGUAGGAACGCAAAUCUUCUGCACGGUGCUGCUGAUCAAACCCGGCCCAUGGGCCCGUAACCUAGCAAGGCUCCUCCGAAACCUAGACCGUGAGAAAUUCAGCCUGGUUGGAAUGAAACAUGUAACCCUCGCCCCAGAAGAUGUCGAAGCGCUCCUUUCAUCUGAAGCUAAGCAGGACCCUGUUGUCUUAGAGGCUCACUCGGGCUACCUCGCUUCAGGCUCCUCUUUGGUGCUCUGCCUUCAAAGAGAGAAUGCAGUGAAGAAGCUUCUGGACUUACUUGGUCCUGAAGACCCCAAGCACGCUCGAGCAGUAAAUCAGUUCUUUUGGAGAGCUCAGUAUGGGCACAGCUUAGCCCGGAAUGGGUUUUACGGCUCCUCAUCGUAUUGUGUUGCUGUUUGGGACAUUGAGCUGUUUUUUCCAGAAGGGUUGUGUGGUGCUGAGAGCCCAUCUUUCGAUGCAAAAGAGAUUUGCACUGAUACAUGUGGCCCCGUGGCCUGCCUUGAGAUCAACAAACGGUGCAGGCUUGUCAAAAGGGAAGGGAGAAGGCAGCUUGAUUUCCCUGGCCUUGAGCAGCCACAGACUCUAGAGCGACCUCACCUGGCUGCGCUCUGCCAAACCACCUGCCUCAUCCUUCCUGGGGCCAUUCUUCAGGAGGCGAGCCGCCCGCCCUACCUGGACCUGCUGGAGCAACUGAGUAGCAAAGGUUUCCUGGUGACGGGGGCGAGGCUGGCCCUGAUGAACCACCCGCAGGCCUUCUUCGUCUCUAAAGUCCUGAGUGCUACAGAGAGCGAGGCCACAGUCAUGUGUUCUCAGCUGCUGAAGGGCGCUUGCCUGGUCAUUGCGGCCCAGCGAGAUAAUGCCGUGGUUUGUUUUGACACCCUGCUGAACAGUGAUCACUGCCAGAAACAAGCCGUGCUGGAUUGCAUGAAACAUCUUCUGUAUCCAAAGACAGAAAAACAGGCUGAGGAGCUUCUCUGUUGCCUCCUGGAUUCCCUCACCUCUGACAGUAUCCACCAGAUUGAAAUCCAGGAUUCCUAGCCACGGUCCUCCUCCUCCUGCUUGUCUGCCUCAAUCCUGCCCACUCUCUGUUUUUAUCUUGGGGGAAUGAAACCCUCAUCAGUAAACAACACCACGUUUGCAAGAAUAAAAUAUAUUCUUUGUCACAUGGCUCAGUUCCAGGGGCUUGAAUAUGUUGGUUGGUUUCAUCUAUUGCUGCCUUUUAGAGCCAUCACAGUUUACAAUAAAAACAGUAAAAACAAAGCAGUCGACAAAUUACCUAAUAAAAAUAGUUACAGAUAAAAUCAUAUAUUGGGGGGGGGGGAGAGAGUGAGCAAGAAAGUAAUAACAUGCCUAUCACUUACAUCCUGAUUCAUUCUCAUUUAUAAUUGCAUCUGUCACUUGAUAGCCUGAUCUUAAAAGCAUUGCUGU